This is a messenger RNA of Perca fluviatilis (European perch), 1200 nucleotides long. RefSeq names its product proline-rich protein 2-like. NCBI's taxonomy places the organism in Eukaryota, Metazoa, Chordata, Actinopteri, Perciformes, Percidae. Bases 1 to 1200 code for a protein of 399 amino acids. The record is from RefSeq and is a predicted model, not a curated record. The transcript has 2 exons.
AUGACUAAUCCCAGACCGGGCCACCCGGGCCUCGGAGGCCGACCGAUCGUCACGUCUUCAAAGGCCCCGUUCGGGAACCAACCCACUGGCCGCGUCAACAAGCAGCAUGCCCUCGUAGACGCCAUAAUCCCGGGGCCCGCCGCCCCUCCCCGAGAAUACGGUGAUUGGCUUAGGUCACCGUUGCCGUCACUCUUCCGUUUGGUCGACAAUGUUCCCGGCAGACGCCGCGUCCGUAGAGCUUAUAGCUCGUGUCUCUGUGACGGGCACACCCCCGCAGCAGCAGGGGUUCCCAAGCCAGAGUCGAACUGGGAACACUCCAGAGGGCAUCCAACCACAUGGCACGGACCACUCGGGCCCGCACCGGCCGUCCCUCUUGCCGACAUAUCAGAGACAGAUAGCGACGGCCGCGCCCCCCGCCGUCCCAUAUCCGUCCGGCGUCCACCCAAGGGGGGCGUCGGGCAGGACAGGGGGGACGACGGGAAGGCUGGCGGCCCCCCCGAGAUCCCAUAUCCGUCCAGGUCUCCCACUACAGGAGGCGGAACGAAUAGGGGGGACCACGGAAGAGGCCCACGGACGCCACUACCUUCAGUGGAGGCUUUGCGAAACCCGCGCCCCCCGCCUUCCCAUAUCCGCCCGGCGCCCCCCGAGAGGGACGUCGAAUCGGACAGGGGGGAAGACGGGAAGGUUGGCGUCACCACGCGGCCCCAUACCCGCCCGGCGCUCCCACACAGUGGGGCACGUCGGAACGGGCAGGGGGGGCCCCGGGAACAGCCGGCGGAUGCCACUACCGUCAUAAGAGGACUACGACCGCCCCCCCGCCCUCCCAUAUCCGAACGGACAGGGGGGAAGACGGGAAGGUUGGCGUCACCACGCGGCCCCAUGCCCGCCCGGCGCCCCCACACCGGGGGACGUCGGCACGGGCAGGGGGGGCCACGGGAACAGCCGGCGGAAGCCACUAUCGUCAGAAGAGGAAAGCGACACCCGCGCCCCCCGCCCUCCCAUAUCCGUCCGGCGCCCCCCGAGAGGGACGCCGAACCGGACAGGGGGGAAGACGGGAAGUUGGCGUCACCACGCGGCCCCAUACCCGCCCGACGCCCCCAAAGGGGGACGCCGGAACGGACAGGGGGGGCCACGGGAACAGCCGGCGGAUACCACGCCUUUCCACUGCGCCCCAGACUACUAGACUGCACUAGGGGAUAA